UAUAUUAGGUAUAGUUCAGGGGAGUAAAUUGAACUUUUCUGUAUAAUUAACUGAAUUUUCACCGACAAAUUGAAUUAGCUUCCACUGCCAUUGAUCACUCUAAUCACAGAUUCACACACAUUACAGUGUGUAAAAAUAGUAUAUAUAAUUCGAUCCCCGCGCUCACACUUACUUCCAACCAACAAUUGAUAACCAUUAACACCUUUUUUUUUUCGUUGAACAACCACCGGAGAAAUCACCAGAGAAUGGGUUCCCUUUCUCUGCAAUUCCCGAUCGCCGAAGAAGACGAUGAAGAAACGAAUUUAUCGAAAUCGAAAUUGGACAAGGCCAAUUUGCUCAACCUAUUCAAAUGCCAACAGAAUUACCUCAACCAUUUCUUCCAGAAUCUCGACAUUUCCCAAACCCUAGCCUUCACGGAGACGCUCCUGAACGCCAAGGGGACAAUUUUCUUCUCCGGCGUGGGGAAAUCGGGGUUCGUGGCGCAGAAGAUUUCGCAAACCCUAGUCUCGCUCGGUAUUAGAUCCGGUUUUCUAUCGCCGGUCGACGCGCUCCACGGCGACAUCGGCAUUCUGUCGUCGAGAGAUUUGCUGGUUCUGUUCAGUAAGAGCGGGAAUUCCGAGGAGCUGCUGAAGCUCGUGCCGUGCGCGAAGACGAAGGGGGUUUACUUGAUUUCCGUGACGUCCGUGAAGCCCAACGGCCUGAUGCGCGUGUGCGAUCUGAACGUGCAUUUGCCGCUGGAGCGCGAGCUCUGCCCGUUCGAUCUGGCGCCGGUGACUUCAACGGCGAUCCAGAUGGUGUUUGGGGAUACUGUUGCCAUCGCACUUAUGGGGGCUAGGAAUCUCAGUAAGGAACAGUACGCCGCGAACCACCCCGCUGGCAGGAUCGGAAAAAGUCUGAUUUUCAAGGUGAAGGAUCUUAUGAAGAAGAAACAAGAGCUUCCCGUUUGCAGGGAACACGAUUUAAUAAUGGAUCAACUUGUAGAGCUGAGCAGUAAAGGUUGUGGGUGCCUUCUUGUUGUAGACGAUGACUAUCAUCUGCUGGGUACAUUCACCGACGGUGAUCUUAGGCGUACGUUGAAAGCCAGUGGUGAAGGAAUCUUUAAGCUCACUGUCGGAGAGAUGUGUAACAGGAACCCUAGGACAAUCGAUCCUGAUGCAAUGGCAGUCGAAGCAAUGCAGAAGAUGGAGGCCCCACCUUCACCGGUUCAGUUCUUGCCCGUCAUUAAUGAUUCAAACGUCGUAAUUGGUAUUGUUACAUUGCAUGGAUUGGUUUCUGCCGGCUUGUGAUAUUUUUAUUUUUUUGCAGUUGCCAUAUUAUAUUGCUCUCUCCGCACUCUCUACUUACUAUUUAUACAUUCGUUUGUUAUUCGUUGUAUUCUUUCCUAAGUCUGUACGAGAAAAUAGCGUUGAUUGACCUGUAUUCGUCGGAGCUUUAUGCUUCUUAAUAGUCUGUAUAUUUGGAAUUGAUAAAUAAAGAUGAUGUAUUAUAUAUAAUUCAAUUAUUUUUAGUUACUGUAGUUUUAAGAAUGUCUGAUUGAUCUUAAGGGGUUUGGAAGAAGAUGUGUUCUUGUAUUGUUAUAUAUUACAGUUGUUA
Messenger RNA from Erythranthe guttata (spotted monkey flower), 1593 nucleotides. It is a transcript of the gene SETH3, whose product is annotated as Sugar isomerase (SIS) family protein. NCBI's taxonomy places the organism in Eukaryota, Viridiplantae, Streptophyta, Magnoliopsida, Lamiales, Phrymaceae. Gene Ontology annotation, molecular function: isomerase activity; carbohydrate derivative binding. The record is from RefSeq and is a predicted model, not a curated record. Gene Ontology annotation, biological process: carbohydrate derivative metabolic process; carbohydrate metabolic process.